AUGAUAAGACAAAUUCAAAGAGUGUCGUUUCAACGCUCGUUGUAUCAAACAAAAGAUCUUACUAGUCAUGAUGCAAAAGCGACGCUAUCAUCGACAAUCAGAGAUAAAUGUCAAGACGAUUUGAGUACACAAGGGCACGAUGAACAUACAAUUCAAUCGGUUGAUGUAAGAAAAGUCCCGGAUGAGGUUUUUUGUUUAUCAAUAUUUGUACUGGUUUUUUUGCUUCGACAACUUAAAGAACGUAAUAAAAAGUAUGAAGGGCUGAAUUUAUAUAUUCAAAAUUUGGAUGAUACAAUUGAUGAUGAACGUUUAAAAGAAGAAUUCGGUAAAUUUGGAACAAUUACAAGUGCAAAAGUACGUUAUUUUAUUGCUUAG
This is a messenger RNA of Didymodactylos carnosus, 375 nucleotides long. NCBI's taxonomy places the organism in Eukaryota, Metazoa, Rotifera, Eurotatoria, Philodinida, Philodinidae. The record is from the annotation of a GenBank genome assembly.